CCGCGCCUGCAAUGGUCACGUGAAGGGAGUCCAAUAAAAUCGUCGAACACUCUUCUUACUGCUUAUGGAAUUAAAACCAAUGAUUACAAGUAAUCUCAAGUUUAAAGAAGAAAGGUACAGAUAAUAGAUGACUAAACAUAUUUUUGCUUGUUGGAUCUCCAUCGAUUAUUGUAGGGGGGAGAAAAAAGAGCUGCGUUGCUGUCUGUGCUCAUUUAUUAACAACAGAUUUGAUUUUAGCAUGUCCAGUCUUUAGGCAAAUCUAGACAAAGAAAUUCGGAACCGGGUGAAUACAAAAUAAACAAAUAUUACAACAACAAUGAUAACAUGAAAUCAUUUCCAUGGCAUGCAUGAAAAAUAAACUACAAAGACGCGGCGUUAGCGGUUUGCGUUUACCUCUGAUUUUCUCAAGAUGUGUUUGACUAAUCGUUUUAUACUGUUAUACUACCUUAAUGUGUCUAUAUAUAUACGAUACAAACAUCAAAGCUAUUAUCAGAAUAAAAAAGGGCACAAGAAGCAAACUUUUGCAUUUUAACUAAAUAACUACACAGAAAAUACAUUCAUGAAGGUAGUCUACGAACGUAAAGUAUCAAAAAGUCAAAUAUUCUUACUUUUUCAUGCACUUUAGAUAGAUAGAUAAUUACAACAUAGAAUAUAUCUUAAGAAAUUAAUUAAAAACCGCUGUCCUCAGAUGAUAUAAAUCCCUUUAAGCAUUUAACGCAAAUAGUUGUUCAAUUCGUCCCAGAAUAUUAUUAUUAUUUUCCAGUAGAAAAAAAAUCCAGUUGAAAAACUGAUCACUUGACAUUUUUUUUUUAAUGCUAGAACUGUCCGAUAAAAGAAACAUAAAAACGCACAAACAAUAAAUAAAAAGAGAGAUUAUCAGUGCGUCCCAGUCCCUCGCAGUCAGCUCCGUUCUGUAAAGAGGGCCUUCUAGAUGGACCCCUUUCCGAAGUGCCCACGGCCUACAGCUUCCUUUGUAAUUCCUUUAAAAUUCCCAGACACCCACACAGGGUUACAGCCUAUCUGUUUCCACUGUUCUUUUAGACGAGAUAGACGACAAGACGAAACGAAGCUCGGGCUGCAAAUCCGAAAUACUGUGAAGUCAAAUUCAGAUUAAAGCUGGCUGCAACACAGUUUAGUUUUAAUCUUUAAUCCUAUCGAUGCGACGCGCCAAUAGAAUGUAUCCAAUGCAGAAAAAAAUAAUAAUUCUGGGGGGAAAAAAUCCACAAAUCUACGAGGGAAUAAUGGGGGUUUUCUUUGUUGUGAUCUUGGAGGAAAAAGGCGAAUUCUUGAGGGUGGCUGCUGUCAAGCGCUUUGCCGGCGAAAAGAUUGAUCACCCUUGCUGCCUCUCUACUCCUGCUCUAAAAAUAUCUACCCCCUUUUCCCAUUCGUUUUAAACUUUGACGCAACCAAUUUUGCUUAGUUUUUCAUCAACUAACAUUAUAUUGUUGCUUUCGUCCAAGGUGCAAUAGAAAUUCAAGUCAACACAUAAGCAAUUUCCAUUCUGAACGCGACCUCACGAUGAACUUUUGGUUGCUGUCAACAUGUUUCACACACACCGCUAACAACUAUUUUUCGUGCGGUAUUAUACGUGUAAUCUGCACCUUCAUUUUAAUAAAUGAGCAAAAUAUUUACAGAAAUAUUAUUUGACAAUUUUCUAACCUGGAUUUAGUGCAAACUUACGCGCUUUUAGGUUCCAGUUUUCAGCAAUUCUUCAGAGGCUGUGUUUAUAAAAAAAAAAAAAAAAAAAAAAAUCAAAUUAAAGGUAAACACCAAAAAAUGUAUUUGUAUAGUAAUGGUUGGGAAUCUCCUAUUCGGCAAAUGUGGCGGACACUCUCACCAUCACUCUUGUACAUCCUUAUUUAUGUGCUUGAUAAAAGAAAUAUUUCUACACCUAUCUCUUGUCUGUUACUCUUGUCAAAAGUUUUAAGAUUAAUGACCCUUGAUUGUAAAUACGCAAGAAGCCAUAUUGUGGAUGUACUUAUCAGGCAAGGCCUGUGAAUUACAUCACCGGUAGUUCUGCAUUUGGAUUGUUAUUGUCUAACAUAAGAGGCCUGCACUUUACCUCUCACGACAAAACAGGACUGUCCGAACACAUGGCAGCCGAGAGUCCCCUUUUUUUUUAAUUUUUUUUUUUUAUUAUUAUUUCGUCCGUGUUACAAUAAGAACUGAAUUAUAAUAUCCUGCUGUAUUUUUGAUCAAUUCAGACAAAUAUUGCUUUCUUUUGCCACCAGGCCCCGAAUUUCGAUUGGCUGAGAUGAGUCAUGUGACCAGGAAUUGGCUGCAAUUUCGCCCAUAGUCUUCAGUUUAGUAGACCCUGGUCCCCAUACGCUAGUAAUAUCACCAAUAUACACAAUUAUUAAAGCCCGCAAAUGCCGUCAUAGCAGGAACGCAAAAUAAAUCCUAGCCUUUUGGAUGUUAUUUUUUGCGUAUGUUGGUGUCGCUGGACGCCCUUUUUGCCCAGGCGAAGCGAUGAAUUUUGAAUUUGAGAGGGAGAUUGGGUUCAUCAACAGCCAGCCUUCCCUUGCAGAGUGCCUGACGUCUUUCCCCGCUGUCCUGGAGUCAUUUCAAACUUCAUCAAUCAAGGACUCGACAGCAAUUCCACCUCCUUUCGAGCACACCAUCCCUAGUCUGAGUCCCUGCACAGGCAACCAGGCGCGACCGAGGAGCCAAAAGCGAACUGCCUCCAAUGGCCUCCAGCUCCGGACACAAACAGCACCGCCGACGCAGCACCAGCAAGGCCCGGCCCCGCUGUCGGGUGGCGCGCCCCUGGCCCACGAGUUCCCAUGGAUGAAAGAGAAAAAAUCCUCGAAGAAGUGCCCCAAGCCCGGAGCCACUGCUGCUGCAGGAGCAGCCUCCCCUUCUCAGGCAUCCUCCGGCUACACAACCGCGGGACUGGAGUCCCCGACAGAGGCUCAAGGUGGACUGGAUAAUGGCAGCGGUUCACGGAGGCUGAGGACCGCAUACACCAACACGCAGCUACUUGAAUUGGAGAAGGAGUUUCACUUUAACAAAUACCUCUGUCGGCCCCGGCGCGUUGAAAUAGCAGCACUUUUGGAUCUAACCGAGCGCCAAGUCAAAGUGUGGUUUCAAAAUCGACGCAUGAAGCACAAAAGACAAACUACGCACCACCGGGACGGGCAAGAAGGCGAGCCCAGCGGUUUCGAGCUCCUGGAGGGAACCGACGCUGCUUCACCGUAUUCGAGCCAAUCGUUGGAAGUAUCUGGUUCUGGUUCUGGUUCUGGCUCUGGCUCUGCAGCAGCCUCCGAGAGUGAGACUUGCCCGACAGCUGCCUCCUACACGAACAGUGCGGACAAAAGCCAGCCCACGCCUGAAGAGGGCCAGGCGAACCAGUCGGAGCCUGCAUCUGUUCCUGGCACAGCGGUUCACUCCCCCCCGUAUCCAACGCCUACUGCAGAUAACCCCAGUACAAUGGCUGAGGGCCGUGCAGCUGGGCCGGAGCAUUCGUUCACAGAGCCGCAGGAUGCCACCUCUCUACCCGAUUUGAAUUUCUUUUCGACGGACUCCUGCCUACAGAUUUCGGACGCUUUAUCGCCGAGUUUGCAGAGCUCACUGGACAGUCCAGUUGACUUCUCCGAGGAAGAUUUUGACUUGUUUACGAGCACCCUUUGUACUAUAGAUUUGCAGCAUUUACAGUUCUGAACUAUUAUGAGAUCACAACGCAUACAAGAACAAUCGAACUCCAUCUAAUUGCAGUGUCACGAAUGCUUCUCGACCGCAACAUUCCUAUAAUAAGACAUUAAAAAGUGAAAAAGAGACAUCUACCUAAACAGUUUUUUUAAAAACAAAAAAGGCAUGAAACAAUGCCUAAAAGGAAAUAAAUUGUCCAUUAUUUUGAAAAUACGAUGAUGUAAUCUUUUUGAAUACACAUCGGGAUGGCCCCUGUCGAAGUUUCAGGUAUUUUAUUGCCUUUUGAUUCUCGGAUUUUAGUUUAUGUCGACUAACAGAUGAAUGGUUGCGGACUUUUUCAGUGAAACUCAAUCAUUGGAAUCUCAGGAAUUGUGUCUGACAUAAGGGUAGUUGAACUGCUUUUAGGAAUUCUCCCAAGGCGGGCGUUGUCCCUAUUGAAUAAUUUUAGAACUAGUUUAUUUAUUGAGAUUCUUUAAUAGUAAAUUUCAAAUUUAUUUAUUGUACGUUAUUUUCAUAGUUGAAAUAAUAAAAAAUUAAAUAAAAAAACACAUAAAUUGGUGGAGCGAGUGUGAUUGAUUCUCUAAGCUUUAAUGAACUCUUUCAUUAAAAAUGUUUAAUAUUUGAAUGUAAUUCAAGACAUUAAUUUUAAGAAUUUGUUCUUUUUCCUUGGUAUUGAUGUACCUAUUGUGAGGAAAUUACACAAUUCAGUCCGCAGGUUGAAUUAAUAUUUGAAGAACGUUAUUAAGUGUAUAUGCAAAAAAGAAAAAAAAAUCAUUCUUAUAAUACUAAUUAUUAUUAUUAUUAUUAUGUUACUAUCAUUAUAUUGUGAUGAGAAAUAUUCUGUCUUUAUAUUAGUAUUCGUACGAUAAAGAGAUGGGAACUGAAUAAGCUCAAGAAAAAAAGAA
This is a messenger RNA of Onychostoma macrolepis, 4553 nucleotides long. RefSeq names its product homeobox B2a (gene hoxb2a). The coding region runs from base 2413 to 3660 and encodes 415 amino acids. The record is from RefSeq and is a predicted model, not a curated record. Gene Ontology annotation, molecular function: DNA-binding transcription factor activity, RNA polymerase II-specific; DNA binding. The transcript is spliced from 2 exons. NCBI's taxonomy places the organism in Eukaryota, Metazoa, Chordata, Actinopteri, Cypriniformes, Cyprinidae. Gene Ontology annotation, biological process: regulation of DNA-templated transcription.